Molecule: messenger RNA, 3207 nt
Organism: Arabidopsis arenosa
Lineage: Eukaryota; Viridiplantae; Streptophyta; Magnoliopsida; Brassicales; Brassicaceae
Source: the annotation of a GenBank genome assembly
AUUUGUUCUCUCAAAACUUUCAUUUUGUAUCUCUUUAUUACAAGAUAACAAACUUCCGGAACAAUGAACCGAAGGUUGAAUCAUGAACCGGACACGGUCCUUGAGUUAAACAAACCAACUCCAGGGAUGUGGUGGUUUCCUACAAAUCCUGAGCAUCGUUGCAUCUACCGAGUCCCUCAUCGUCUACGUCGUGUAAAUCCAGAGGCAUACACGCCUCAAUUACUCCUCAUUGGACCUCUUCACCAUUCUUUAAAAUGUCAAGCUCUCAACUCUCGUGAAGAUAUCACAAACACAAAGCUAAUGGGCUACUUAAACAUGGAGGAGCAUAAAAAGAUUUACCUCGCGAGAUUCUCGGAAAGGCUUGGAGGGAAAAAAACCAUUGAUGAAUUCAGAAGAAUAAUCAAAGAAGAAGAAGAUAUAAUCAGGGCAUGCUACUCUGAAUCAACUGCUUGGAUCGAAUCUCCAAAGUUCGUGGAUAUGAUCCUACACGACUCUGUUUUCAUAAUAGAGUUCUUGUUAAGGAGUAAAGAGUACACCUUACUUGAGGACCAAGGAUCAGACAUCAAGAAAACAUGGGAUCCUAUAUUUGAGCAGCCUUGUCUUCAAACCACUGUAGAUGAAGACCUCAUUUUGCUCGAGAAUCAACUUCCUUACUUCAUCCUCGAGAAACUCUUCGAUCCAAUCGUUCCAAUACUCCGUCCAGACCAGACACUCCGCAAGUUAAUCAUCACUUACUUCAGAUUCCAAGGUAAUAUCAGAGAUGACUCUAGAUUCAAACAUUUCACUGAUCUAUUCCGAUGUGUCCGCGUGGAGACACUUAGGCCAAAGAAACCAAAGAAUAAAUUCAGAUAUUUAGCUGGUCUGUUCCGAUUUGUCCACUUGGGAACACAGGGGUCAUCAGGAGAAUUAGAAAAGAGUCGUCCUCAAGAACAUAAAGCUCUUCCCAUGGAGAAGACACAUGGGUCAGGAGAACCAACAAAGAGCAAAUUCAGAUAUAUAGCUGAUCUUUUCCGAUGUGUUCCCAUGGAGACACAAGGGUCAAAAAGACAAACAGAAAAGAGUCGUAGUCUUGAACGGCUCAAAACUCAUCGCAUGGGGGAGAGGUCACAUGGUCAUGGGUCAAAAAAACCAAAAGAUCCCCCGAUCAUCAAACACAUGUAUAACGCGGCAAAGCUAUACAGUGCAGGAGUGAAGUUCAAGGCUGUGACAGAUGAGUUCUCAAUAGAUGUGAGAUUCGAGAAUGGUUGUUUGAAGAUACCUUGUUUGUGGGUUCCUGAUGAUGCUGAGAUCACAUUGAGAAAUAUAAUGGCGCUAGAGCAAUGUCAUUACCCUUUCAAAGCCUACGUUUGUAACUUCGUCAGUUUCUUGGAUUUCCUCAUUGACACUGAUAAAGACGUCGACUUGCUCAUGGAGAACGGGAUACUAAACAACUGGGGGGAAAAGAGUUCGGUGGCGGUGGCGGAGAUGGUGAACACGCUCUUUUCGGGCGUCGUGGAGAGUCGUUCUUACUAUGCUGGUAUAGCGUCAAGAGUCAACGCCUAUUAUGAAAAUCCAGUCAACAGGACGCGCACCAUCCUGGGACGCCAGUAUUUCGGUAAUCUAUGGAGAGGUACGGCUACUGUCGCUGCUGGGCUUCUUUUGCUGAUGACUUUUGUCCAGACGGUGGCUUCGAUUAUUCAGAGGGAUAGUCAUCUUCUACCUCCUCUUUCUUCUCCAAUGGCUUUCUUAAAACUUCCUCUUUUGAGAGAGCCUUUAGGUUCUGAAGACAAGAUUGAAAUAAUGGACCGAAUGUUGGAUCUUGAAUUGGGCACGAUCCAGAAGUUGAACAAACAGGCUCCUGGGAUGUGGCUCUUUCCGAAAAAUCAGGAGCAUUAUUGUUGCAUCUAUAGAGUGCCUAACAGUAUACGUAGAGUAAAUCCAGAAGCAUAUACUCCUCAAUUACUGAUUCUUGGUCCUCUCCACCAUUCUUCAAAAUCUCAAGCUCUCAAGUCUCUUGGAGAUAUUACAGACACAAAGUCAAUGGGCUACUUAAACAUGGAGGAGCAUAAGAAGAUUUACCUUGCCGAAUUCGCACGAAGAGUUGAAGGGGAAAAGACUAUCGAUGGAUUCAGAAGAAUAGUCGAAGAAGAUGAAGAGAUGAUCAGGGCAAGCUACUCGGAAUCAACGGCCUGGAUUGAAUCUGCAAUAUUUGUGGACAUGAUCCUACAUGACUCUGUUUUUGUACUAGAGUUCAUUUUGAGGAGUUCCUACGAAGGUUGGGAGAAAACAGGGGAUCCUCUCAUGGACGAGCCUUGUCUUGAAAACACAGUCAAAGAAGAUCUCAUCUUGCUCGAGAACCAACUUCCUUACUUCAUUCUCGAGAAACUCUUCGAUCCAAUAGUCCCUACACUCAUCCCUAACCAAACAUUCCGUGAAUUAGUCAUCACACACUUUGAUUUCCAAGGUAAAAUCAGAGACAACUCAAAGUUCAGACAUUUCACUGAUCUGGUUAGGCUUGUCCGUGUGGAGACACUUCCACGGCUUGCUCGAGGGAAAUGCAAUCCCAUUGAACAUAUGUAUAACGCGGAUAAGCUAGACAGUGGAGGAGUCAAUUUUGAGGCGGUAAAUGAAGAGUUCUCGUUGUACGUUAGAUUCGAGAAUGGUUGUUUAAAGAUGCCUUGUCUUAGGGUUGAUGACGAAGUAGAGAUGAAACUCAGAAACGUAAUGGCUUUUGAGCAAUGUCAUUACCCUUUCAACGCCCAUGUAUGUAAUUAUGUUAUCUUCUUGGAUUACCUCAUUGACACUCAUAAAGAUGUUGACUUGCUUGUCGAGAAAGGGAUAAUAAAGAAUUGGAUCGGGCAACACGGUUUGGUGGCAGAGAUGGUGAACAAGCUCGGUUUGGGCAUCCUGGAGGUUGGUUCUUACUAUUCUGAUAUAGCAGUUGAAGUCAACACGCACUAUUCAAAUCCAGUUAAUAGAUCUCGCGCCGUCCUCAAGCGAGUGUACUUUGGUAACAUGUGGACAGGGACGGCCACUGUCGCAGCCACACUUCUAUUGUUGAUGACUCUCACCCAGACGGUGGCUUCAAUCAUUCAGGUUUUGCAGAAGUGAGAAUGUUUUCAUUUCUAGAGGAGGUAGUCUUGUAAAUAGUCUUGCAGAUUAAAAACUAGUCUAAUGUCUUGUAAAUCUAUCUUGUAUGAUAUCCCAAAAUCAAAUUUUGAUUAAAAA